AAAAUACAAGGGUAACAAACGAAUAACAAUUGUCAAAAAAGUACAUCUAACGUUUUUUUUCUGAGUAUAUUGUGUAAACAAGUGUCAAAGUGUCAAAAUACAGUUGAAAACAUUUUCAUAUUGCCAAAGUAAUACAUCUGGUCAAAGCAUUACAGUUAGCAAAUUAACACCAAUCACUACACUGAAUAAUUUACAAUUAAUAUAUGCAUAUAUAUAGACAAUUAUCUAUUGAUUUUCGAAUCAAUUUGAUUCCAGAUAAAUUGCCUGCCUUUUUCCCCAGAAAACGUUGCCUCCCUUUUCACUCGGGACGACGCCAAUGGCCACCACUAUUGACGUCAAUCACACAUGCCCCACUGCUAUUGGCUUCAGCUUCCCGUCAUUCAUGUCGUUGUUGACCAAUCGAUGUUUGCCCGUUUGUCGUCUGGUACCGCCCUGUAUUUUUGUGCUGGUGACGCGCAAGGUCACGUGUUGUUUGUGCUCCGGCCCGUAGAGAUGUGCACAAGAGACGCGGACAGAGUGCUUACUAACGGAGCUAACUAACGGAGCUAACUACCGAUACAGAGUCGUGGCCAUGUCGCGCUGGGCUAGACUUCACGUCGCAGUCGCCUGGUAGUGAAAAAGGUGGAUAAACGGGAUUUUAUUUAUCGUAAUAAUAUUAUUAUUAGAUUAGCACAUCGCUAGCUGUUGUGGGCUAGCAUGCUAGCGGGUCGGACUCGGACUCGCGUCUCCCAGAAGAACCGGAAUGGGGUCUGCGUCCACUCCGAUUAGCCCGCUAGUGAAGUGACCUUUGUUUGGAUUCUCCGCCGAUGGACAAUUUCACGAAUUACCAGGAGGGUAACACCGCAAUGUUGAUGAUGGAGAAGGGACAGCAGCCGAUAGACGCGGGGGUGAAACCCGCGACGGCGAACGGAGACGUCUCGGUCGGGGAACCCCCUUCCCCGGUCAUUAAUAUCGGUGGAGGCGGCGGUGGCGGAGCAGCGAGGUUUCAUCAACAACACCUGCCGCCCUCUAGCAACCACCACUCUUCUCCUGGUCAGCCCAAGGAUCAACCACCGCACCCACUGUCCAACCUCCAUCACUACCAGCCGGGCCAGCAGCAGCAUCUCUCCGGGGAAAACACCUCGGAUUCCCCCGGUAGAAAAGCCAACUCGUCGGUCUCUGCAGCCGAGGACGCUGCCGCUAGCGGCAGCGGCCAUGUAUACGCGGCUGUGAACGUCGUCGCAUCCAAUACAUCUGAAGCUGUGGACGAUAUUCGCAAAUGUGGCUACCUGAGGAAACAGAAACACGGACACAAGAGGUUCUUCGUGCUGCGGGCGGCCAGCCACAUAGGCCCCAGUCGCCUGGAGUACUUUGACAGCGAGAAGAAAUUCCGGAAUAGCCUGCGGUCUGCCGCCGCUGCCGCGGCCGCCGCUAGCGGGGGAGCUGUCGCCCCUUCUCCGCCGAAGCGGGUUAUUUACCUCUACCAGUGCUUCACUGUAAACAAAAGGGCGGAUUCUAAAAACAAGCAUCUCAUCGCCCUCUACACUAAAGACGAGUACUUCGCCAUCGUGGCGGAGAGCGAGCAAGAGCAAGAAGACUGGUACGUGGCCGUGAGCGAGCUGAUGAACGAGGGGAAAAAAGGGCACGUUGACUCUGACGAUCUAGACGACGGGUACGGUACCGUGACCCCCGGUACGGUGUUCAAGGAGGUGUGGCAGGUAAAUGUGAAGCCCAAGGGCCUGGGUCAGACCAAGAACCUCACGGGAGUGUACCGGCUGUGCCUCUCGACCAAGACCCUUCACCUGGUGAAGCUGAAUUCGGAGACGCCGUGCGUCAACCUCCAGCUUAUGAACAUCCGGCGCUGCGGCCACUCGGAGAGCUUCUUCUUCAUCGAGGUGGGCCGGUCGUCGUCCAUCGGGCCCGGCGAGAUCUGGAUGCAGGUGGACGACUCGGUGGUGGCCCAGAAUAUGCAUGAGACCAUCCUGGAGACGAUGAAGGCCCUAAAGGCUUUUACAGAGUUCCGCCCCCGCAGUAAGAGCCAGUCGUCAGGCUCCAACCCCAUGCCCUUCAUCACCACGCGCCGUCACCUCGGCAACCUGCCGCCCAGCCAGACGGGGCUCCAGCGGCGCUCCAGGACGGAGUCCGUUGUGGGUACGCCGCCGUCCAGCAAGAGCUCAGGCGCCAGUGGCUACCGCUUCCGCACGUCCAGCGAAGGGGAGGGGACGAUGAACCGGCCGUUCCGCUCGGCGACGGGGAGCCUGGUGCACCUCAACAGCACACGCGCCCACCUGGGGCGCCACGACGCGGCCGGGGCCUGCGGCAUGGGCGUGGCCACAGGCAACGCCGGCACCAGCACGGGGUCGGGCGGCGGGGGCGGCGGGAGCCGCUGCCACGUGCGCACAAUCCCGGGGCUCCAGCAGGCGUCGGGCUGCUGCCACGCGCGCUCGGCGUCGCUCCCGGUCUCCCACUACCCGUCGGCGACCAGCCCCGUCAGCGUGUCGUCGAGCAGCGGCCACGGCUCGGUGUCGGACACGCUCACCCGGCCCUCCAGCGCCUCCAUCUGCGGCUCGCCGUCGGACGGCGGCUUCAACUCGUCGGACGAGUACGGCUCGAGCCCCGGCGACUUCCGGUACCUGCGCGUGCGCAGCAACACGCCCGACUCCCUGGGCAACACGCCGCCCAUCCGCGAGGAGCACCUCCUCAACGACUACAUGACAAUGGGCUGGCACCGGGACGUCUUCGGCGCCGGGCCGCCGGAGGCGCCGCGCGACGAGGGCCCGUCGGCCGGGGCCGACGACGAGCGGACCUGCCCCUCGUCGUCCUCGCUGCGGCGGCGCGCCCACUCCUUCACCCGGGCGGGGGGGGCAGCCGGCGGCGGGGCCACGGGCGGCUCGGGCGUCGCCGUCUACCAGAAGAUGACCCAGACGACGUUCUCGUUGGACGAGAGGGACCUGGGGGGGCUGGCCUUCGGGGGCGGGGGGCUGCUCCGCGGGGGGCCUCCCUCCUCGUCGUCGUCCUCCCUGCGGUCGGACUACAGCUCCUGCUCGGAGCACAGCCAGCAGAGCCGGCCGUCCGCCAACGCCGGGGACCACCACCACCUCCCGCCCCCCUCCUCCUCCCCUUCGUCGUCGUCCACCGCCAAGGGGGACGGCGGCUACAUGCCCAUGAUGUGCGGCGUGGCGGCCGCCUCGCCCCGGGACACGCCCCCCGACUACAUGCCCAUGCAGCCCGGCUCCUCCCCGUCGCCCCAGUUCCACAGCCCGGCUCUAGCCCCCCGCUCGGCCCACCUCCACCAGCACCACCUGCUCCACCACCACCCCCACCUCCACCACCCCACUCCCUCCUCGUCCUCCUCCUCCUCCUCCCCCUCCGAGUCCCACGGCUACAUGAUGAUGCUCCCGGGCGGCAGCGGGGGCUCGUCGUCCCCCUCGCAGACCUCCCCCAGCCCGCACGGGGGAGCCGGCGGCGGCGCGCGGCGCGGCGACGGCGUCGCCGAGCGGCCGGAGAACGCCGAGUACAUGGACAUGUCCCACAGCAGCGGCACGGGCUCCGGGGGCCACAAGCAGCCCGGUGGUGACGCGGCGGCCGGCGGCUACUACGCCCUGGGCGCCCCCGAGCCGCCGCCCAGCUCCUACAGCCCCUACUUCUCCCUCCCCCGCUCCUACAAGGCGCCCACGCCGCGGCAGGCGGAGGCGGGGGAGUACGGCGAGUACGUCCCCAUGAGCUCCCCGGCCAAGCCCGGCUUCUCCCCCACCCUCCCCGCCAGCGGCUCCGGCGCCUCCACCCCCGAGAGGCGCGGGGGCUCGGCCCCCACGCCCUCCCACCCCCCGCCCCCGUACAGCGCCGCGCACGCCAACCGGCCCAACCGCCUGCCCCUGGGCCGCCGCAGCUUCCACUGGCCGGCCCGGGCCGGCGAGGCCUCGGCCCCGACGGCCAGCGCGGGGACCUCCACCUCGGCCUCGGACCGGCCCCCCAGCCCCGGGGAGUACAUCAACAUCGAGUUCAGCGAGAGCUGCCCGCCCCCCCUCACCCCCGGCUCCUCCUUCCCGCUCUCUGCCCAGGAGGAGGUGCUCUCCCCCGGGUCGGGGGUCCACUGCUGCUCCCCCCACCAGGACUACAUGAGCGUGGAGGUGGGCGGCAAGAGCCAGUCCCCCAGACCCAGCCUGGUGGCUCCCUGGAACCCCCCCAGCUACAUCCGGCCGCUGGCCGCCCACACCGGGGGGCCGGCCUCCCCCGGCGGGCCCCCGCGGGCCGGAGGGCACUGGAAAGCGCUGGGGGACGACUACACGGACAUGACCUUUAACCUCGGCAGGGGGGGGGAGGGUCCGCGGGCCAGCCCCACCGCCGUCCUGCAGCACCUCUGCGUGAUGGAGGGCCACUACGGGCACCCCACCCCCGCCUCCUCCUCCUCCUCCUCCUCCCCCAACCCCCCCGGCAGCCCGGGCCGGACGGGGACGGAGCCCAAGGUGGUGCGCGCCGACCCCCAGGGGCGGCGGCGCCACAGCUCCGAGACCUUCACCUCGCCGUCCUCCUCCAGCGCCACGCCCACCGGGCCGCCCGCCGCCAGCCCCCUCCCCGACGCGUCCAACGGGGCGCACCAGGCCGACGGCCUCCCUCCCAGGUGGUCCGGCUCCGGGUCCUUCGACAGCGUGUGGAUGUCCGUGGAGGGGCUCGGGGAGUCUGCAGCGAGCCGUGCCCACGCCAGAGCCCCCGACCCGGGCGCCCCCUCGUCGUCGUCCUCCUCCUCGGGCCGGAUGUGUCGGAACAUGUCGUCAGGCUACCAGAACGGCCUCAACUACAUCGCCCUGGAGCUGAGGGAAGAGGCGGGCGCCGCGGCGACGACGGCCGGCGCCGCGGUGGACACUUCCGUUGCUGGGAGCAACGGGAGCCUGUCGCCGACGGAAACGACGCCCCCGCCGUUGGAGAAUGGAGGCUACGCCAGUAUAGAUUUCACCAAAUCCACCGAGGCCGUCGCGUCGGCAAAUAAGGACUGAGGAGUCGAGAGCCCACCCUGGUCUCCCAUCUCUGUGUUCGUGGUGGAGAUGCGAGGGACGGGGGUAUCAGAGACACUUGACCUUUUGACCUCCAACCUUGCAGCUCCCCCCCCCCUGCAGCCCCGAACUCAACAAGGUCGACAGCAACAGCUUGCGGGUUAACAUUUUUUUUUAUAUAUAUAUAUAUAUAUAUAUAUAUAUAUAUAUAUACCCUCAUCUGUAUUAUUCAUUUUAUUUUGUCUUUUUAUAUGCAUAUCGUUUUUGUUUUGUUUUUAAAUCCCACCUCCCCCAGUGCUGCUACCCCCUCCCCCCCACUCCCCUUUCAUCUAAAGGCCUGGUUUGCAAUUGACAUGGGCCAGGAUGCUUGUAGAAUAGGUACAGGUAGGUAGUUGUCAAAACCAACGACCCUCUUCUCAAUACGGUACCACGUAGAAGGGCUUGUCAUGGUUACAGCCCCGCGUCACUCUGAAUUGUUGUUAUUAUUGACUCAUUUUUGUGGUUUUUAAAUGGUACAGCUCCCCUCCCAAAGCUCCAAUGAAAUGGUCCAACUAGUUGCUGGAACUCUCCCUUUUCAAAGAUAGGGUACAGGGAAAGUCUUUCGGGUGUGGGAUCUACUCAUAAUUACGACUACUCUCGCUGUCGUACCUUGUCCACCGAAUAACCUCUUCAGAGCUUAGAUUUAACCAGGCCAGUAAGGACCUCCAUCAGAUCCCCGGGAAAAACACUAGUAGGUUUCGGUAACGCAGAAAAACAACAAUCGCACUUUCACUCCACAAUGUAAAACUAUCGAUGGCGGACGGAAUUUUCUGUCAUAGUAUUUUGUUGCUUUGUCGGCAUAGCCAUGUUAUUAUUUUUUUGAACCUGGUACAUUUCUGGUUUUGGUACAUGUGUGGGAACUGGUGGUUUCAGUUGACCUCUGCCUGGUUCUGUUGCGUAGGAGAGGAGGCUGGGCUUUCUCCAGGGAGGAGAACGGUCCUGUUGUUUGCGAUCGGUGUUUCAGAUCGUUCAGCUUAUCGGAGACUAUUGGCUGAAAAAGGUCUGAUUAAUCAAUUGUAUAAUAAUAAUAAUUGAAUCAUCCGUUAUACCUCAUAGUCCGUGACAUACUUCAGGUUUACCAUGGAGAGAGAGUACGCACACUUUUCAAACACUACUUUGUUCAUUUCAACAGCAUGUACUAAAGCGUGAGCCUAUAUGCAUUUCAGAUGCUCUUUCCACACACUAGACACACAGGGAAAAGUCUCCCCGAACACGUAGGGCUUACAAACGCGCAAAGGCAUGCACUUUUCAAACAUCCUGGUGUGUGCGUUUGUGUGCAUGCAAACUCUGAAAGACACUGUCACAUAUGAGACAUUAAGCGGUCCACGCGUCUGACGCACGCACACACGGGUAACCCCUCAGUGCGUCAGUUAUAGCCGUCAUUGUCAGCAGUUCUGGAUGAUGGCCGGAAUACUUGAGACGCAUGCACACUAACACGCGUGUGCACACACACUCUGUGACGUUACUGAAAUAUGAGUCGCAACUCCAGGUGCAGUGUUCGGAACACACACACACACACACACACACACACACACACACACACACACACACACACACACACACACACACACACACACACACACACACACACACACACACACACACAGAGAGGGAGAGAGAAAAGACCCACAAUAAUCCUGGCCUUCUCAGGCAUAUGUCGAAACCCCUACAUUUAGCGAUGGGCCUCGUGCCACUCUCCCAUGACGUGAUAUCACUUGGACAAACUGCUGCGAUUGGCUGAAAUAUUUAUUCUCAAUGUCAGUGUACGGAACCUAUUAAUUUCACCUCAGCUCAUGCUCUUGUGCGAUCCAGUAUUGGCUUAUUCAUAGCCCCCACUUUAAAUUGAACCGAACUAUGGCCAGUCAGGCACCUUAAUUAAAACUUAACCUUUAAAUCUAGGGCGGAGGGACCUUGGAUUCAAUACCAAUAAGUGCAAAUUCUGAUGUGGGUGGAGUUUAUAUAAGGUUAAAAAGUCCACUUACUGGAGUGACUUGGACAUGAGUCUCACGGUAGAUCUAAUAAUAUAAACAGACCUGCGAGUUCUCAAAGUUGCAGAAACAGUUACAAUGGUCGUCACGGUUUAUGGUACAUAUUGUUUAACUAGCGCUGUGUUUAAUUGUCAUUCUCGGGGUGCAGCGCGUCAACGGUACAGUCGCGGGGAUCGUGAUAUCUCGGUGGUCCGACUUAAAUAGUUGACAUUUGAUGAAAUUGUUUAAAGAAAAAGAUAGGAACUCUGUGACGUGUCUUACAUGUAUAAUUUGCAUAUUUUCCUUUUAUUUUUUGAUUUGUCCCCUUUUGAUGAACAAAUUACUGAAUAUAUGAAUCACCAAGGCUGUUGCCUGUGUAAAAAAACAACAACUUUCUUUUGGUUAUGUGUUGCUGGGUUUUCUAUGCUACAGAUGCGCAAUUAUUUUGUUUUAAUUCUCUGUAUUUACAAACAAACCCCCUUUUGUAAUCAUAUAAUUAUCAUUUUGCCAAUUUGCCAGAUCUGCCAUAGAGUUCUAGAAUCUAGAAUGUUCUAUGUCUUUGUGUUCUAGAACUUUGUGAAUUCAGACGACGCCAUACUGUCAAACUUGACACGCUUUGAUUUUGGCGAGGUCGCAAAGAUUAAUGAAAAGCGAAAAAAACUUGGUCGUCGUAGUUUUUCCCCCGCGCUGAAGAACUGCGGCUACAUUAUCACCACAGAGAACAUUAAAGGUACUGCGUCAAUAUGCAAACAAUUUAAGUUUUCCUUUUUUGGUGUUUUGUACUUGGUUUACAGAGAAAUGAAUCAUCUUAUUAUACUUUGGUUGUUGUGCUACAUUGUGUACAUACCUCGUUGCAACGGGGGUCAAGUGUGUAGUAGAUGACACCGGGAAAAGGAGAGAGGAACUCUUCCUCCGACUUACGUAGGCAUUUUGCAGUCAUUUGUAUAGAGAAAUGGUUUGACCGCUAAUAUUUUUUGUAACUAUAUCAGUUUUAGUUUUUUUGCUGCUGCAUAGAUCAGUCAACAAAUGGGAUGCGUAUGAUUGGAAGCAUAUCGACGAGGAUGGUUAUGUUGAUUAUUUAUGCCGAUAUCGAUCGAAGGGAGAUCGGCCCUGGUGUCAGUUCAAGGAUGGUCCUUGAUUCCAGAACCCCGAGAGAAUUUUCGGAAUGAACAAUUCUGGAAUUCAGAAUUUCGCUCACCCAGCUGCGUUCUAUUUGCCGGAGUAGAAGGCUGUUGAUAAUUAGCUUAAUUAUUAAUUAGCUUUUACUUUUUUUUUCUUUUUUUAAAGUUGAGGUGUGUACCCAGUGUGCGAAAUAUCCAGUUUGAAUCAACGGUUGUGCUCGGCUCGUGCAUGCACCCCCAGAUCUCCUAAACUCCUCAAAAAAAUGGACAAGAUCCAGACAGCGCGAUCUCAUUGCUGUCUACGGGCAUGCCCCUAGUUAGUAUUAUUUUGCUUUUUACAAUCCAAUACAAUCCUUUUUCUUUUUUACAUGUCUGCAACAAACGACUGAAUCUUUAGGUAAUUAUCUCGAAAAUGAAGAAGCUCAACAGCGACGCUCAACAGCGACGCUCCGCAGCGCUGGUUAUACCGACUUUGUGUUCUGUGAUGGUGGCUUAAUUUAUAAUGCCACUAGGAGGCACCGCAGACAGUAAUGAAAACUGAUCUUUGUUAAGACGCGCUGAAGAAGACUGAGAAGACGGUGUUUGCUGAUGCUUAUUAUUCGCGGUCAACAUCGUGUUCUUAACUCUUUCAAGCGAUGUUUAUUUGAACACCACAAAUCAUUGUCACCAAUUGAUCUUCUUCUGCCCGUCUGACGUUAUUCUCCAGAGGCCCCCCCAAAAUGUUGCAGUUGAGGCUUUCAGGGGGUCACAAGUGUCAAUCAGUGAGUCCCUUGUAUUUCGCACACUGUGUAUCCCUUUGUGCAUUUGAACACAUUUCCCAGGUGCGAUACACGACACAGAAUUAAAGGAGUUAAAAAUACGAUAAGAACGUGCGUUGAGAUUAAAUCCUCUUUUCUGUAAAUAAAGAAGUGCAACCUGUCGCAUAUUUUAUUUUGUGUUGGGCCCCCCUCCCUCCCGCCUCCCCCCUGGCCCUGUAGGGGCCCCGCCCACACCUCUACGUUUUUUUCUUUCUACUCUUUCACCUGUUUGUUAUUUUUUUCUUUCUCUCUUGCGGAGGGAAAACUGAGAUUGUUUGAGCAUAGUGUUUAUAUUUAUCAAAACUUUUUUGCUUUCGAUAGAGCUAUUGCAAUAAAAAUGUGUUCAUGUA
Gadus morhua (Atlantic cod) is the source of this 9244-nucleotide messenger RNA. RefSeq names its product insulin receptor substrate 4b (gene irs4b). Gene Ontology annotation, cellular component: plasma membrane; cytosol. The record is from RefSeq and is a predicted model, not a curated record. Gene Ontology annotation, biological process: insulin receptor signaling pathway. Lineage: Eukaryota; Metazoa; Chordata; Actinopteri; Gadiformes; Gadidae. Gene Ontology annotation, molecular function: insulin receptor binding; phosphatidylinositol 3-kinase binding. Bases 807 to 4973 code for a protein of 1388 amino acids. The transcript is spliced from 2 exons.